Messenger RNA from Eupeodes corollae, 3374 nucleotides. RefSeq names its product exosome RNA helicase MTR4 (gene Mtr4). The transcript has 3 exons. The record is from RefSeq and is a predicted model, not a curated record. NCBI's taxonomy places the organism in Eukaryota, Metazoa, Arthropoda, Insecta, Diptera, Syrphidae. Bases 160 to 3225 code for a protein of 1021 amino acids. Gene Ontology annotation, cellular component: nucleus. Gene Ontology annotation, molecular function: RNA helicase activity; ATP binding; RNA binding. Gene Ontology annotation, biological process: maturation of 5.8S rRNA; RNA catabolic process.
UUUCUGUCACUUUGCAAAACACGCUAUUUGUCAGCGCGAUCGUAUUUUUUAUCGAAACGCAUUUUUAUUUUCUUGUUUUGCUCUUUUAAAUUACACCACGAGCUACGAAAAUUAUCAAAAUUACAAAUAUUAAACUUCAAAAACACCGGACAAAAAGAAAUGGCAGAUAUUGACGAUUUGUUUGAUUGUUUCGAAAGCAAAGAAGACACCACAUCAGUACCAGUUGCUGAUGAAAAUACUCCAAAAUUUGAAAAUGACCAGGACGAAGAAAGUAAAUUAGUUCCUAAAAGACAACACAAUGAUAGCGAAAGCGAAUCCCCUUACAAACGACCCAAAGUUACGGAAUCAAUUUUAGACGAUAUUUGUGUCGAGGCACUAAGCACACGCAUUUCCGUGCACGUUAUUGAAUCACCCGAAUCAUGUACCCACGAAGUAGCAACCUACCCUGGCCAAGAGUACAUCCCGUUGGCUGUAUCUACGGGUCCGCCAUCUAAGGAGUAUCCAUUUAUAUUGGAUCCUUUCCAGAAAGAAGCCAUCAUGUGCAUUGACAACAAUCAAAGUGUCCUAGUCUCGGCACACACAUCUGCGGGUAAGACUGUAGUGGCCGAAUAUUCAAUUGCUAAGUCUUUGAAUGCUAAACAACGAGUCAUCUACACAACUCCCAUUAAGGCUUUGUCCAAUCAGAAAUUUCGAGAAUUCACCGAAGAAUUUAAAGAUGUUGGUUUGGUGACUGGAGAUGUGACCAUCAAUCCGUCGGCCUCGUGUCUCAUCAUGACAACUGAGAUUCUCAGGAAUAUGCUGUAUCGAGGUUCGGAAAUCAUGAGGGAAGUCGGUUGGGUAGUGUUUGAUGAAAUCCAUUACAUGCGUGACAAGGAGCGUGGUGUGGUCUGGGAAGAGACUCUUAUCCUUCUGCCUGAUAAUGUGCGAUAUGUCUUCUUGUCGGCUACCAUUCCAAACGCUCGCCAGUUUGCCGAGUGGGUGUGCCAUCUGCACAAGCAACCUUGUCAUGUUGUCUACACCGAUUAUCGUCCAACUCCACUGCAGCAUUACAUAUUCCCAGCUGGAGGCGAUGGCAUCCACUUGAUCGUAGACGAGAAGGGAGUUUUCAAAGAGGAUAAUUUCAAUACAGCUAUGCAGGUUCUGCAGGGAGCUGGUGAGGCUGCCAAGGGCGACCAAAAAGGUCGCAAAGGUGGCAUCAAGGGGGUGAAUGCUGGACAAUCCAACAUCUUCAAGAUUGUCAAGAUGAUAAUGGAACGGAACUUCGCCCCAGUGAUUAUUUUCUCCUUCAGCAAGAAGGAAUGCGAAGUGUAUGCAAUGCAGAUGGCUAAAUUGGACUUCAACACCAACGAAGAGAAGAAACUCGUCGACGAGGUCUUCAACAACGCUCUGGACGUUCUCUCGGAAGAGGAUCGCCAAUUGCCGCAAGUGGAAAAUGUCCUUCCUCUUUUACGGCGUGGAAUUGGCAUCCAUCACGGAGGCUUGUUGCCAAUUCUCAAAGAAAUCAUCGAAAUCCUCUUCGGCGAGGGCUUGAUCAAGGCUCUCUUUGCCACCGAAACUUUUGCCAUGGGCUUGAACAUGCCCGCCAGAACUGUACUCUUUACGGCGCCCAGAAAAUUCGAUGGUAAGGACUUCAGGUGGAUUACAUCGGGGGAAUAUAUUCAAAUGUCUGGUCGUGCUGGACGUCGUGGUAUCGAUGACAAGGGCAUAGUCAUUCUGAUGAUAGAUGAAAAGGUGUCGCCAUCUGUGGGACGAGCUAUUGUCCAAGGUAAAGCAGAUCCCAUCAACUCAGCGUUCCACUUGACCUACAAUAUGGUUUUGAAUUUACUGCGAGUCGAGGAAAUCAACCCCGAAUACAUGUUGGAGCGAUCGUUUUUCCAGUUCCAAAAUCAGAGUUCCAUCCCAGAGUUGUAUAAGCAGGUUCAAGAUAAACAACUGGAAGUGGACAAAUUUAAGAUUCAAGAUGAGCACAGCGUGGCAUCGUACCAUCACAUCCGCGACCAAUUGGAUACUCUGGGCAAGCAAUUCCGAACUUACAUAACCAAGCCGGAAUACUUGAUGCCAUUCCUGCAGCCUGGCCGACUUAUCAAGAUACAAAAUGAGACCGACGAAUUUGAUUGGGGAAUCGUGGUGAAUUUCAAGAAGCAAGCAGACAAAGUUCGUAAUCCCCUCAAAGCGGAGACAAAUGUUAUCGUCGAUGUCCUUUUGUAUGUCACUGAAGAAUCAGCCAAAACAGAUGAACCCAAACCAUGUACGCCCGGCAAGAAGGGCAACAUGGAAGUUGUGCCAGUGCUGCACAAACUUAUUUCGCAAAUCUCCUCACUCCGAGUUUACUAUCCCAAUGACUUGCGCCCAUCUGACAAUCGAAGAAGUGUCCUUAAAACCAUCGAAGAGGUGAAAAAACGCUUCCCCAAAGGUCCGCCCCUUCUAAAUCCCAUCAAAGAGAUGCACAUCAAGGAGCCAGAGUUCAAGCAAAUCGUCGAAUCAAUUGACAAAUUCGAAGAACGUCUCUUUGCCCAUCCUCUGCACAAUGCAAAGGAGCUUCAAGCUGUCUAUGCCAAAUACACCGAUAAACUGGAGGUCCAGAACGAAUUGAAAACGGUCAAAGCAAAACUGAAGGAAGCCAGGAGUCUGCUGCAAAUGGACGAACUACAAAAGCGCAAACGAGUUCUGCGACGUAUGGAAUAUUGCACAGCUGCCGAUGUUAUCGAAUUCAAGGGACGUGUCGCCUGUGAACUUAGUUCCGCCGACGAACUCCUCAUGACCGAGAUGAUAUUCAAUGGUGUCUUUAAUGAACUGACCACAGCUCAAUCAGUUUCUCUGCUCUCGACUUUUGUAUGUGAUGAAAAAUCCUCCGAAACACCACAAUCCACUGAGGAGCUGUCAGGUCCGCUGCGUUCAAUGCAAGACUUAGCACGACGAAUUGCCAAAAUCUCCAACGAAUGCAAACUUGAACUUGACGAAGAGACUUAUGUGGAAAAAUUCAAACCAUUCAUGAUGGAUGUUGUGUUGGCCUGGUGCAAAGGAGCAUCGUUUUUGAGUGUUUGCAAAAUGACAGACAUCUUUGAGGGUUCAAUUAUUCGGUGUAUGAGACGACUGGAAGAAUUGCUCAGGCAAAUGUGUCAAGCCGCAAAGACAAUUGGUAAUACCGAGUUGGAGAAUAAAUUCUCGGAGGGUGUACGGUUGCUUAAGAGGGAUAUUGUAUUUGCAGCUUCGUUGUAUUUGUAGAUUUAAUGACGAAUCAGGCACGAUGAGGUUGAAAUUUUACAUUAAUUUAACUUUUCGUUUUUUCAUUUUGAAAAUGUAAUAUUUUAGAACUUAAAACAAUGAAAUAUUAACGCUAUAAAUAAAAUUAAACUUUGUAUUUAAAAAAUAAA